Molecule: messenger RNA, 631 nt
Organism: Uranotaenia lowii
Lineage: Eukaryota; Metazoa; Arthropoda; Insecta; Diptera; Culicidae
Exons: 4
Coding region: 85-429 (114 amino acids)
Source: RefSeq, a predicted model, not a curated record
UUAAACACAACACAAUUUUACGGCUCACUUUUUUCACUGUUUUUGCUUGGCUGAUGGAUGGCUCGUCUGGAGGAAGUGUCCUAAAUGGCCGUAAGAGCAACAUUUCGCAGCUGGUUUCCUUGCAGAUUCCUUUGGCCUUUGUCGUCACAAACGGAAACUUUACGUAACUUUCCGCCAAAGAUAGCGUCGAGGAACCAUCAUGAGCUGCAGAACGUAUGGUCAGGGGAUCAAGUCCAGCAACGCACCCCAAGUUUUUCUGCUGUCAAAUCACACGUGGCCCAAUUUGUGCCGGAAAAAAUCAUCUCCCGGCACAGUUCUCGCGAAAAUUACCCUUUGUUGGUCGAUCUGAUAGGCAAUAGCACCGGUUCCGACGUAGCAAGGGAACAGUGGCCGACAGCGCCGGUUCCGGUUGUGCGAGGGCGCAGGUAGACGGGUGCCUCAGGCCUGCCGUCUAAGGCAAAGGUGGAGGAUACGUUGCUGGAUGUUCGAGAAAAAAAAGCAAAAGAGCAGGAGUAAAAGGCGUCUCAUGGAGCGGACAAAAAUUUUAGGGCGGCUCCCCAAGAAGAAAGCGAGGGAAUUGGAGCUGGAGACCAAAACCUGGCAGAAGCGCUCGGAAACGUGAAACUUCGUG